Cryptotermes secundus is the source of this 860-nucleotide messenger RNA. It is a transcript of the gene EMC4, whose product is annotated as ER membrane protein complex subunit 4. Gene Ontology annotation, cellular component: EMC complex. The transcript is spliced from 4 exons. NCBI's taxonomy places the organism in Eukaryota, Metazoa, Arthropoda, Insecta, Blattodea, Kalotermitidae. Gene Ontology annotation, biological process: protein folding in endoplasmic reticulum. The coding region runs from base 129 to 653 and encodes 174 amino acids. The record is from RefSeq and is a predicted model, not a curated record.
CUAUGACGUCAUAGGACUUCAACUUGGAAACGAAACGAAGUUGGCUGUCUAACCUAUGAGGAUUGUUUAGGAGGCUUGUGAGUUGUGAAUGUGUAAUUGAAGUAAACUUUAUUUGCUUAUUUUAUAAAAUGACAACAGCAAGAAUAAAUCAUAGAAAAUAUAAAUGGGCGUUGGAUACUGGACUGAGGAAUAAGCAAGAUCGAAGUUCAGAUUUAGCAUCUCCUCCUGGUUACAAUCCAUCAGCUGGUCAGGUUUACACUGAAGUUGCCAGGGAGUCUGAUCCCAGUCAUCUCAUUAUAAAGAAGUCAUGGGAACUUGCCCUUGCACCCCUGAAGCAGGUCCCAAUGAAUCUCUUCAUAAUGUACAUGGCUGGUAAUUCAAUUUCCAUCUUCCCCAUAAUGAUGGUAGGAAUGCUCAUUGUACGACCAGUGAAAGCUCUGUUCACAAUGCAGAAUACUUUCAAGAUGAUUGAAGGGAGCCAUGCUGUAGGACAAAAACUGGUAUAUUUCUUGGGAAAUAUUGUGAGUGUAGCUUUAGCACUGUAUAAAUGUCAUUCCAUGGGUCUUCUUCCAUCACAUGCAUCUGACUGGUUAGCAUUUGUGGAGCCGCAGAUGAGAGUAGAAUAUUCAGGAGGAGGGAUGUUGCUGGUGUAGGUGUACAAGACAACACUUCAACCACUGGCAACUAGAGGAUUAUCACUACCAUGUUAAGUUGAAAACAAGAAUGUGCCUACUGAGGACUUUAUCAGAUAUCAAAAAGAACAACUUAAAUAAAAGUGGAAAUUGUUAGUUACCAACAUGUUAUAUCUUGUAUGUCUCUUACAUUGUUACAUAAUAAAUUACACAUGUAUCGUUCUGUUC